GAGAGGGGGGACAGGGAGGGAGGAGGGAGGGACCGUCGGCGGGAAGGGUGGAGAGCAGACAGACACAGCGGAAUCGGACAGAGAGACAGAGGAGAGCGAUGGGGACGCAGGGACGGAGAGGGAAGACGAUUCAAAGAAAGCAGGAGGCCUAGAGAAGGGACUGGCAGAGGGACAUAUGAAAGGACGGAUCAGAGACGCCGAGACACCUUCAGCGCAGCACCAGGAAGAAAGAAAUGGAGACUCGGAGGGAGAGACAGGGAUACAAAUGCCAGGGGGUGAUCCCCAAAGCCCUGGGAAUCCCGGGGAGUCAGCGGGGACCGAGGGGCGCAGACACCCAGGGACUCCGACAGACAGGUUCCAGGAAGGAAACUGAGGCAGAGAGCCCAAGGAGGUGUUUGCUGCCUGGUCCUGGUCGCACUGAGCCUGUGGCCAGAUAGAGCUACUGCCCCAGGGCCACCUCCUGGCCCCCCGCGGGCCUCCCCAGACCCUCGGGCUGAGCUGGACAGCGCCGUCCUCCUGACGCGCUCUCUCCUGGCGGACACCCGGCAGCUGGCCACACAGCUGAGAGACAAAUUUCCAGCUGACGGAGACCACAACCUGGAUUCCCUCCCCACCUUGGCCAUGAGUGCAGGGGCGCUGGGAGCCCUGCAGCUCCCAGGAGUGCUGACACGGCUGCGGGCAGACCUGUUCUCCUACUUGAGGCACGUGCAGUGGCUGCGCAAGGCAGGAGGCCCUUCCCUGCGGACCCUGGAGCCCGAACUGGGUGCUCUGCAGGCCCGGCUGGACAGGCUGCUGCGCCGGCUGCAGCUCCUGAUGUCCCGCCUGGCCCUGCCCCAGGUGCCCCCAGACCCACCGGCACCUCCCUUGGCCCCACCGUCCUCAGCCUGGGGAGGCAUCCGGGCGGCCCAUGCCAUCCUUGGGGGCCUGCACCUGACCCUCGACUGGGCUGUCCGGGGCUUGCUGCUGCUGAAAACUCGGCUGUGACCCUCCACCCAGAGCCACCAGCAUCCUUCAAAGCCAGAUCUUAUUUAUUUAUUUAUUUUGGGACUGGGGGCAUUGCAGCCAGAGGACCCCCCACCCCACUGUCUCCCUGUAGUCAGAGAUGAUCCAUCCAGGAGACCUGGGUGGGAGUGGGGUGGAUCUGUGCCUUAUUUAUACUUAUUUAUUUAAGGGGGUGGGUGGGAGGCAGGUGGACUCGGGGGUCUCUGAAGAGGAGGGAACUGGGGUCCUGGAUUUUGGAUCUCUAAGGAGUCUGGCCACAGUGUCUCCAUGAGACCCACCCCUCUGGGCCUGGGCAGGAGCAUGUAUUAUUUAUUAAGCAAUUACUUUUUGUGUUGGGGUGGGGAGGGAGGGGGAAAGGAGGCCUGGGUUUUUGUACAAAAAUGUGAGAAACCUUUAUGAGAUGAAGAAGGGGGAAUUAAAUUUGUCAUACACAUCCACUUAGAGAUGAUUUCUCUGGGGGCCAGGGGCUGGAUGCUGGGGUCCCUGGGGGGCCCUGAGUGGGCAGGGCAGCAGAGGGGGUACUGUCAGUCCCCCAGAGAGGAUGAGCUCUGAGGGGCAGGGACUGAGCCUCACCUGGUAGCCAGCACUUCUUAGGCACUCAAUAAAUAUUUAAUGGAGGUUCCAGAAGGUUCCCCGUGACCAACAGUACUAGUACAGGGCAAAACUGCAAGCUCAAAUUUGUUCAUUUUGGCAGUGUUCACAGCAGCGAACUGGAAACAACCUACAUGUCCAACAGUGCGGGAUGGUUAUAUACAUGACAGGGCAUCCGUGUGAUAGAAUACACCAGCCACGAAGAGGGAUGCUACAGAGGCCACUUUAGAACAGAAGGAGCCAGCUGCUAACCACUGUGUGAUCCCCCUUUUAUAGGCCAUUUAAAAAUCCUAGAAGGAAAUACACCAAAACGUUGACAACGGCCACUUCAGGGUAG
This is a messenger RNA of Vicugna pacos (alpaca), 1930 nucleotides long. Lineage: Eukaryota; Metazoa; Chordata; Mammalia; Artiodactyla; Camelidae. The record is from RefSeq and is a predicted model, not a curated record.